This is a messenger RNA of Cebus imitator (Panamanian white-faced capuchin), 1200 nucleotides long. It is a transcript of the gene LZIC, whose product is annotated as leucine zipper and CTNNBIP1 domain containing. The coding region runs from base 152 to 538 and encodes 128 amino acids. The transcript has 5 exons. Gene Ontology annotation, biological process: negative regulation of Wnt signaling pathway. The record is from RefSeq and is a predicted model, not a curated record. Lineage: Eukaryota; Metazoa; Chordata; Mammalia; Primates; Cebidae. Gene Ontology annotation, cellular component: nucleus; cytosol; beta-catenin destruction complex. Gene Ontology annotation, molecular function: beta-catenin binding.
GGGGAACACCUCGGCCGCACUCUCAUUGGUUCCAGCAGGCCGGAAGUGCGUGCGACCGGCGGAAGUGCUCCUUCGGCGCGGUCCGCCAGGCCAGGGCCCUCAGCCAUCUCCACCCCCAGGUGGUUUGAACUUUGAGCCUUUUGUAGUCCUGAUGAAUAAUUUCAUUUUCCUCAAGUUUAUGACACUUGGAACGUCAAGAACUCGAGGUUUCUGCAGUUUGAGACCCGUCAGCACCGUGCAGAGAUCAGAGAACGCUAUUCAGGCAGCUAUCAGCCAGGCCUUUAAAACCCCAGAGGUCAUCAGAUUGUUUGCAAAGAAACAACCAGGUCAGCUUCGGACAAGGUUAGCAGAGAUGGAUAGAGAUCUGAUGGUAGGAAAGCUGGAGAGAGACCUGUACACACAACAGAAAGUGGAGAUACUAACAGCUCUCAGGAAACUUGGAGAAAAGGUACCAGUAUUUAAUAUAUUAGGUACAUUAGGCUCUGGAGACAAAGUCCUUGCUCUGGCAAGUUUUGAGGUUGAAAAAACAAAAAAAUGACAUGGUGCAGAAGCUCGUAACAUUGAUCACAUUCUUAUUGUAAAUGGCGUCUUUCCUCUGGGGGUUUUCAGUUAUGCAAAGAAAUGAAGAGAUUCUGGAAAUGCAUCAAUAACCUAAGAAAAAGUGACAUAAAAGUAUACUUACGGCUUGUGUUUAUGCCCUUCAUCAUUGUGCAUUGUGUGGGGUUACCUGCUUACGUGAUCCUGAACUUGCUGUGACAGGUUCUCACUGAACUCUACGUGUGAUUUGUCUAAAAGAGAAAACAAAGUGGACUUGGUUUUUAUUAAGGCUGUUUGUUUUUAAGUGUUGAUAGUGAAUGAAAAGAUGUGUAGUAAUGAUAUUUUUCUGCUUACAACUUAUCCCCACUCAUUAGAGUGAACAGCGAAGCAAGCUCAGUAGACUUCACAUGUGUUCAUAGAAUUUUAGAGUUCCAAGGGAUCUUAAAAAUCAUUUCUGUUUUUACAAACAAGGAAACUGAGGUCCAGAAAGAGCAAGUGACUUGCUUAAAGUUACAUUAGAGAGCUGAUGGUAAAACUCAGGUGUCCUAGCUCCCAGUUUAGUAUCUUGAAUUUUAUUUCUGUACCAUUUUAUAAAAAACAACACUAUUAGUGCAAGUCAGUGUUUUUGAAAAUUCAGUGUCCCAAUAAAAAGUUGACUGCACA